Lodderomyces pseudojiufengensis is the source of this 3537-nucleotide messenger RNA. RefSeq lists its product as uncharacterized. Gene Ontology annotation, molecular function: mitochondrial promoter sequence-specific DNA binding; DNA-directed RNA polymerase activity. The transcript has a single exon. The record is from RefSeq and is a predicted model, not a curated record. Gene Ontology annotation, cellular component: mitochondrial DNA-directed RNA polymerase complex. Lineage: Eukaryota; Fungi; Ascomycota; Pichiomycetes; Serinales; Debaryomycetaceae. Bases 1 to 3537 code for a protein of 1178 amino acids. Gene Ontology annotation, biological process: mitochondrial transcription.
AUGAAAAGAUGUAUAUCGAGCAGAAUACUAUCAAAUCCGCGUCUACGGGCUAAUAUUUUAUUCCAAAGGCGUUUGCAAAAACUUUCAUCUAGCGUCACAAAUGAACUACCACAAUUCAAUCAAUCAAUAUUUGAAAUUGCAAAGACUGUAACACAAGAAAAUAAGGAAUCUGACAACUUGAGAACAAGUUUUUUUCAAGCUAUUAAUGAUAAUAACUCUACUCGUGUAUUAAAAAUUUUAUCAGAUUUAAAAAAUGAUUCUGCAAACGAUUUUAAAGAUCAAGAACAGUUGGAAUUUUUACAGAUAGCUUUGAACUUUUACAUCGAAAACAAAAUUGAUUCAAUCCUGAUUAUAAGCACCUUAAUUCAAGAUUAUUCGAAUUUAAUAAAUUACUUCAAAAAUGAUGAAACUCAUUCUAAUCAUGUUAACACUUUAAUUAAAGCGGUGUUGAAGAUCUCAGAAACAACGAAUUCAACACCUGUGAAAUUUACAAUGAGGAAACUUUUCAAUCAAUUCAUUGAGCAAUAUAAUGUUAAUCCUCAUGUAUCUGAAAAAAAAGUAUCACCUGAACGAUCUGCAGCGGAUGGGGAAAUGAAAAUUAAGACAUCUCGAAACAGUACUUCAAUUGAACCAUACUUAGAUGACUUUAAUAUGUUAACAUUUGAAAAAGCAUGUGCAUACAUAUCUGAGAAUAAAUUCACAUGGAAGAAUAAAGCAAUCAAGGAACAUCUAUUCAAAUUUUAUGAAACAUUACCAACAAAUGAAAAACAUGAGUUCAUGGAAAGGUAUAUCUCAUUUAAUGAAACAAAGCAAUCACAAUUAGAAGCUCAUUUCCAUCAAUUACAACAAAAAGAAUCAACUCCUCAACAAUUUAAAGUUAAUUUUUUUGCUAAGGAACCCGAUUCAAUUUUAAGUUGGGUAGAGGAAGCAUCACUACAUUUGGAGAGUGUCAUCAAAUUUGAGUCUCCUGUUACAGACGAUGAAAAAGUUUUGAGUCAUUUCAAACCAUUUUUGGAAUAUUUCACUAUUAAAUCACUCAUAUAUUUGAUCAUACAAACACUCAUCGGAGAAGCUUAUAAAGAAGAAGUUGUUUUAUCUGAAAUUUUAAGUAAAUUAAGAUUUUAUUACAGGAAGAAUAUUCAAACUAUCAAAUGUGACAGUUACAAGAUCCAAUUAUUAAAAUUCAUUCCUGAAAAUUCAUUUGAUAAAUUAUCUAAUAUCCUAAUCAACUCAGUGAUUGUUACAUGCAAAGUUAAAGGAGAUGACGGCAGUGAUUCAAUAUUUCAAGUUGAAAAAGAACCAAAUAAACAAAUGGUGUUUGCAAUGUCUACAAUCUACAACAAUUCCAAGAAAAAAUUAGUCAUUAAAAUCAAUCCAACUUUACAAAAUUUAAUCAAUACAUCAUCAUCAUAUAAUUUAAAUGAAUUUUCACAUCAUUUUCCUUUAUUACAUCCACCAAAACCAUGGUUAAAUACAAAAAUUGGAGCAUUUAAUGAAAUAGAAACAAAUUUUAUAAGUGGUUAUGAUUCAUUACAUAAAUCAAUUUUAACAAAAUUACAAAAACAAGGUAAAUUAGAUUCAGGAUUUAGAUGUCUUGAUCAAAUGGGUAAAACUGCAUGGUGUAUUAAUCCUGAUAUUUUAAAAAUUUUUAAUGAAAUUAUGGAGUUACCUCAAGGUUUUUUAGAUAUACCACCUAAAACAAUUAUUGAAAAGAGUAAAAAAAAAUCAAUAGAAUUAAAAAGUUUAAGAAAAAAUUAUGAAAUGAUUUUAAAUUUAGCUAAUUCAUAUGGUAAAAAUGGUGAUAUUUUAUAUCAUGUUUAUAUGUUUGAUUUUAGAGGUAGAGUAUAUGCUUUAUCUCCUUUAAGUCAUUAUGGUGGUGAUCUAACUAGAUCAUUAUUUAAUUUUUGGUUUAGUCAACCUUUAGGUAAAAAUGGAUUUUAUUGGAUUAAAUAUCAAUUAGUUUCUAUGUUUGGUAAUGGUUAUUUAAGUGAAGAUUGUGAAAAAUUUGUUGAAAAAUUUCAAAAUGAAAUUAUAAGUUCUGCAAAUGACCCAAUUUCAAAUAAAUGGUGGAUGAAAGGUGAUGAACCAUUUUCUACCUUAUCAUUAUGUUUUGAAAUUAAGAAAAUUUUGGAAUUUGAAUCAAAUGGAGGUAACAUAGAGGAGUAUUUAUGUAGAGUUCCAAUUCAUCAAGAUGGUUCUUGUAAUGGAUUACAACAUUAUGCCGCAUUGGCAGCAGAUGAAGCUGGUGGAAAAGCAGUCAAUUUAUUACCAAUGGAAACAAAGCAAGACGUUUAUUCAACUGUUAGAGAUAUAGUCGAGGAAAAAAUUAAAAAUGAUAUUGAUGAAAAUUUACUAGCUGGAAAAGACCUUGAUAGUGCUAAAUUAAUAUUGAAAAUUUUGGAUAGAAAAUUAGUUAAAAGACCAGUAAUGACAACCGUUUAUGGAGUUACAUUAAAUGGAGCAAGUAAACAAAUAUUAGAAAAUAUUGAGAGUUUAAAAUCUAAUCAUUACGAAAACCCAACAAAUAGAAAAUAUGAUCAAACAAUUAUUGAUCAAUUAAGUACUUUCAAUCUAAAGACUACAAAUUACUUAGCUAAAAAGAUAUUAAAUUCAAUUAAUGAAUUAUUCUGUAAUGCUAAAAAUCUUGAAGAUUGGUUAGUUUUAAAUGCAAAAAGAAUUUUAACAAGCUAUAAUAUUAUAACCUUAGAUUUUUUAGAAUUAAAACAACUGAACUCCAUUAAAGAUUUAAAAAAUUUAAGUAAUUGGUAUAAAUCACCAAUAAAUUUUGAUCCGAUAAAUUGGACAUCACCAGCUGGGUUUCCAAUUAUUCAAAUUUAUCGAAAAUUUCCUAAACAAAUCGUAAAGGGUUUAUUAGGAUCAACUAUGAAAUUUAAAACGUCAGAAUUAACUUCAAUGGAUCGUAGAAAACAUGAAUUAGCUAUAGCUCCAAAUUUUAUACAUUCUUUAGAUGCUGCACAUAUGUUUAUGACAUGUAAUGAAGCUAACAACCAAAAAAUAACUUUUACUUCAAUUCAUGAUUCUUAUUGGACUUAUCCAAAUAAUGUUGAAAAAUUAUCAAAAAUUUUAAGAGAACAAUUUGUGGAAUUAUAUUCUUUUGAUUAUAUGAAAGAAAUUAAAUUAAAAUUUGAAAAACAAAUGGAAAAUUCUUUUCAAUUAUGUUAUUUUGAGAAAUCAAAGAAUUUAGAACUAGCUGGGUUUUUAAAAGAUAAAAGAAGUAGUUAUAAUGAACGGAAAAUUAAUGAUCAAUUGAAUAUUGAAUUAAGAGAAUUAACUUCACAAAAAGAUUUGAAUUUUGAAAUUCAAAGAUUAAUUGAAAAAUAUAAUUCUAAAUUAUAUUAUAUUGUUGGUAAUAAAAUUUUUGAAUACAGUUCCAAUUUGAAAACUUCUCAGGUUGAAAUAAAGGAAAAACCUAAGAAUUUAGUUCCAAUUCUAACACCCGUUCAAGUAUUAGAUUUACCAAAGAAGGGAACAUUAAAUAUUGAGAAAGUGAAAGAAAGUAAAUACUUCUUUUCAUAA